This is a messenger RNA of Schistosoma bovis, 1813 nucleotides long. The record is from the annotation of a GenBank genome assembly. NCBI's taxonomy places the organism in Eukaryota, Metazoa, Platyhelminthes, Trematoda, Strigeidida, Schistosomatidae.
AAUUUACAUUGAUAUAACUUCGAGAGAUAAUCAAUGGAUUAUGUUACGCGUGAAACCAAUAUAUGAGUAUUACUGCUCAACGUGGUUUGAAGUUAUGAUACAGCCGUAAUAUGGACAUCUCCCAUGAAGGUGUAAAAGAUCCAAUGUUUUAUGCUAGCCAUGUUGAGAGAUAUUGUACACUGAAUGACAAUUGCACCUCAAGGUCCUGGUCUCGUUUUCGUCGGAUUUACGUUUCGCUCGUUUAUUUUCUUUUUCGACACUUUCGUCAAACAAGUUAUUUUACACUUCACACCAUUAUGUCAUUUACGGAGAGCGAAAACUGGUUAGCGCUCUUCGAAAGUGUAUCGCGAAUUAGCAAAAGCAAGGGUGCUGAACUCGAUCAAGAAUCUGAUGAAAAACCUUUCACCAGGGCGGAGAUAUCAUACCUCAACAAGUUGCUGAAUUCUAAGCUUUUUGAGACGCACGACUUGGACUUUGAAAUCCUGCGGUCUGACCCCAACCAUCCUCUUCAUUCCGUUCGCACGUUUCAAGAAUUAAACUUAAAGGAACCUCUUCUGAAAGGUAUCGCAGCUAUGGGGUUUUACAAACCAUCCACUAUACAAGAGCGAGCUUUGAGCAGCCUAAUAUCUGACAACCCACAAAAUAUGAUUGCACAGUCUCAGUCUGGUACUGGAAAAACAGCAACAUUUCUUCUUGCUAUGUUGUCACGUAUUAGCACAGAUGUACAUUACUGUCAAUGCUUGUGUAUGGCACCUACACGUGAGUUGGCAUUGCAGAUAGAAUCAGUUGGUCGACAAAUGGCACAGUUCAUGACGGAGGUAUCUUUUGCUACAGCAGUCCGUUCACCACGUGUCAAAGUCGAUUCGAAUGGGUACGUAACUGAUCAGAUUGUUAUUGGUACUCCGGGUACAAUCGCGAAUUGGUUUCGUGGUACAGGAGAGUAUCGUAUUGAUCCAUCCAAAGUUGUUAUGUUUGUAUUAGAUGAAGCUGACAUAAUGAUAGAAGAAGAAGGUUUUCUCAAUAUAUGCAUGCGGGUUAAAAAGAAGUUGUCUAGAAAUUGCCAAAUCCUAUUGUUCUCAGCUACGUAUGAGGAUUCCAUUAUUGAUUUUGCACAUGAGUUUGUUCCCAAUCCGAUAGAGUUUCGCGUAAAGCGUACACAACUUCCUUUGAAGAAUAUUAAACAGUUUUACAUGUGCUUUAAUGAUUGGAUUGAAAAGUAUCAGGCGCUAAAAGAUAUAUAUGGAGGUUUUGAAGUUGGCCAAGCAAUUAUAUUUUGUGCAACACGACAGGAAGCUAGUUGGCUGGACGGGAAAAUGAAUUUGGAUGGUCAUAAAGUCUACAUACUUUCCGGUGAUUUAGAUGUUUCUCAACGCGAAAAAGUCAUUGAAGAUUUUCGUUCAUCAAAUUUCCGAGUUUUAAUUACAACUAAUGUGUGUUCUCGAGGCUUAGAUAUUCCACAAGUGAAUUUAAUAAUAAAUUGGAAUAUGCCAACAACAAGAACUGGUAGUGCUGAUUGGGAAACUUAUUUACAUCGUAUCGGUAGAUCCGGUCGUUUUGGAAAAGAAGGAAUAGCAGUCAAUUUUAUAGUGAAUGAAGAAAUGUACUUGUUAAAAGAAUUAGAAUCACAUUUUGAAAUAGAAAUUCCUGAAUUAACUGCUGAUGAUUUGAACAGAUUUUAAUUGAAGAUCCAUUGGUUUGUCAUAUAUAUAUUUUUGUAUUUCUUCUCAGUUCUGAUGUCACCAUCAGAUAUUGUAUCAUCAUUUUUCUGUCGGUCAGUGUUAUCAGAGUUUAAAAUAUAUUACUUCUGAUAUCU